UUCCUCUUGCUGGGGUAGGACAAGGAAGUAUUCUGUUGAGCAAAGAAACCUGGCAGGGUGCUAGAACUAUUAGGCACGAAAUACUAAAUUACGAAUAACAACUAAAAUGCUUAUUUAUUUGAUGAGCUUUUUAACUUUUCUUUACAUUUGGUGGAGAGUAAGAGAUGGAUCAAAAAUUAAAUCAAUCAAGGACAAAUAUAUACUGAUCACUGGAUGUGACACAGGAUUUGGAAACCAUGCUGCACAGACAUUUGAUAAAAGAGGAUUUAAAGUCCUUGCUACUUGUUUGACAGAGGUUGGAGCCAAUGGACUCAGAGAAACAACUUCAGAAAGACUUAGGACUGUGUUACUCGAUGUGACCAAGGCAGACAAUGUAACUAAACUAGCUGAAUGGGUAAGCAAAGAAGUUGGAGAUAAAGGACUAUGGGGUUUAAUAAACAAUGCUGGUAUUAUGGGAACCCUUGCUCCAAUGGACUGGCUGAGCAUUGAAGACAUAAGAGCGCCUAUUGAGGUUAACUUGAUAGGAUCAAUCCACGUUACACUUGUCAUGCUCCCCUUAAUAAAGAAAGCAAAAGGUCGAAUAGUUAACAUUUCCAGCGUUGGAGGCAGAGUCGCUGCUAGUGGAGGUGGAUAUUUUGCAUCUAAAUACGGUAUUGAGGGUUUUAAUGACAGCUUGAGGCGAGAUAUGAAAACAUUUGGAGUAAAAGUUUCUUGCAUUGAACCUGGACUUUUUGAUACUCCCAUGACAGAUGCUAUAAAGGUUAUUAAUAAGCGAAAGGAUCUCUGGAAACAACUUCCAUUGGAACUUCAGAAGGAAUAUGGAGACAAUUACAUACAAAAGGACGCUAAGAAAAAGCAAAAAUUAAACCAACGAAUCAAGACCACUGACCUUUCACUGGUUGUAUGGUGUAUGGAACAUGCAUUAACAAGCCAACACCCAAGAACAAGAUACUCCGUGGGUUUGGAUGCUGCAUUGCUUUGGAUACCUUUGUCUUAUAUGCCAACUUUUAUUCAGGACAUUGUAAUUCUAAGAAACAAAGUUGAGAUCCCAGCUUAAUUUGCAGAGUAAAUAAAAAAUAAGUAUUAGGUAAAAGCCAUGAAGACAAUGCCCAGCUCAAAGAACAUGUACCAAGUAAAUAAUUAUAUUAUAGGGUGUUAAUAAAAUAAUACCAUGCACUUUUUUUUUUUACAACUAGUGGAAAUAUUUCAACCGCAGUAAUAAUCUUAUAAAGUGUUUUUUUUGGGGGUUUUUUUAAUUUAAAGAAAAAAUGGUAAAGUUAAAGCUGUUUUGAUUUUGAAGUUAACAAGAUGUGCAACUGGUAUGAUUUGUUACUGGUUGAAAUAAAAUUAUUAAAAUUAUUGGUUGACAGUAACAUGCUCCACAAGCAUGAAUUAAACAAUUAUCAAUACAAUAAUGCAUUGCUAUUUGUUAGCUUACCGAGGCAGGAUACCAAAAGAACAAAGUAAAAAUGAUAAUAAAAGCAAAUUGAAAAGUCUCAUAAAAUUGAUUGCUCUGUAUGAACCAUAAAAAUGUUAUUUUGA
Messenger RNA from Bombina bombina (fire-bellied toad), 1542 nucleotides. RefSeq names its product dehydrogenase/reductase 9 (gene DHRS9). The record is from RefSeq and is a predicted model, not a curated record. The coding region runs from base 107 to 1057 and encodes 316 amino acids. NCBI's taxonomy places the organism in Eukaryota, Metazoa, Chordata, Amphibia, Anura, Bombinatoridae. The transcript has 5 exons.